AAAAUGCCUGGCAACCAUCCAUUUAAUUUGUGUCUGACAAUGCUGGACUCUUCAGACCUCAUCUAUACUGAUUUGCCAUUGUUUCGGGGCCUCAGAUCCAUCCAGUCGUGAUCCAUCGUCUGUGCCGUGGGAAUCCACUCGCGCCCUGAGAGAGAGAGAGAGAGACAAAGAGAGAGUCAGACAGCCAGCCAACCCUCGGCUAAAGAUGGACCAUUCAGACGAGCAAUCUGUAUCGCCGGCCACCAUCCACCUCGUCAGCAGGAAAAAGAAGCGCGCCUCAAAAGCCUGCUCAUGCUGUCGGACUCGCAAGAUUCGCUGCGAUGUGCUCAAGACGGGCGUUCCCUGCACAAAGUGCCAGCUCGAUGGCUUCGAGUGCGUCGUCCAGGCUCGCAAGAAGCGGCGCGGGAAGAAUGAGAUGGACAAGCAGUCGCCAUCGCCGGGCCAGGACUUGACCAUCACCGGUGCUGCAAGGCCAUCGUCGCCUCGCUCAAUCCCACCGCAUGCCAUGCUUCACCAAGUUCCUCACUAUCCCUUCUUUCGCAGCUUUGCCCCUGACAGCCAGCCAUCUUUGCUGGCUGUCUCACAGGAUCCCCGUCGUCUCUCGGGUUCUAUCAAGCAUUCCAGGUUGGAUGAAGAUGAUAUCCAGUAUCUCAAACGGAAAGGUGCUCUCAGUCUUCCCCCAAAGGGAGUCAUGGACGAGUUUAUUUCCAACUAUUUCCAGCUCUUCCAUCCAUUCUUUCCCAUCAUCGACAAGUCCAACUUUCUGGCUACUUACUAUCGAAGCGAUCGUGGUGCUGCAUCUCUUUCUCAAGGUCCAAGUUUGUUGCUUCUACAGACCAUACUAUUCACGGCCAGUGCGACGGUGCCUAUAAAUGUCGUCCGAGACGCUGGCUUCACAACUCGAAAAGAGGCGAGAAUCGCACUCCACAAAAGAGCACGGUAUCUAUACGACUUUGACUUCGAGUCGGACAACAUUACAAAUAUCCAGGCGCUCCUUCUGAUGAGCCACUACUACCCAUCCAUGGUUGAGCAAAAGCACACCUGGUUCUGGAUCCACCAGGCCAUCAGCCUUGCGCAAGGAGUUGGGCUGCAUCGAAAUGCCCCUCAGGAACCCCAGCGCAAACUUUGGGCCAGACUAUGGUGGGCAUGCCUGGUCAGAGACAGGCUCACCACGCUCGGCACGGGACGCCCAAUGCACAUCAACAGUCUGGAUUGUACAGUCCCAAUGCUCACGCUCGACGAUCUCAAGGAAGAUGGCGACAGCGAAGAUGACCGAACGGUCAAGGAAUUUUUCAUCGAGUUUGUGAAGCUUUGCCAGUACAUGGAAGGAGUGCUGUCGCUCCCUCACAACAUCGCUACAGAACCAGGAUCACUGGAGGAGCAGAUUGGUCUUUGCGAAGACACCCUCCAGCAUUGGCGUUUGAAUUUAGUCCCAAGUGCGAGGUUGCACGAAGAGUAUGGGAGAGAUUUUGACAAACGUGGCAUUUGCACUCUCUACAGGGCACUCCUACAUCUCAUGUACAAUAUUGUCGUCAUCGCCCUUCACAAGUCACAUCAGGUUUUGGAUGAGAGCCGUCCCAGUGGUGCACAACCUCCACUCCCAAAAGUUCAAGCAGCCGCCGAAGACUCGACCCGACUAGCUGGCGAGCUCGUCAGAUUAGACUUGAUCAAGUAUUGUCCGACAAUAUGUGUAACCGCUAUCCUGCCACCGCUCAUCGUUCAUCUUCUCAUGAUGCGAUCCUCCCCAGAUCCAGUUAGCAGGCAGCCCCAUAUCGACAGAUUCAAUAAGUGUAUGGGGCUGCUGGAACAGCUUGGCGAUAUUUAUUGGCAUGCGAGCUUCUAUCACGACUUCUUUAAGCUUGCAGUCUUGCAUUCACAAGGACCAGCAGCAUACACCAACGGAAAAGAGCAAGAUCCGCUUGUUGCAUUUCUCAACGACCACAUGCCCGUCAAGCUCCCAGUUCUCAGAGGAACAGAACUGUACAGUCAAUAUGCCAGUCGGCGGCGUACACCGACAGGGGAUGAUAUCGAAGAUAAUACUACAAAGCCUACAGCUACACCAAGUCGAGACGAUGGCGCUGCUGAUCUCUCGUCAAUCGCCACGACUACUUCCGCUGCUCAGACCGGGUUUUUGGCUCCCACAACACAAGCUUCCGUACCUUACGAGCUUGGCACUGAUGAUUUGGGGCUUGGGGCCGUUGCCCUUCCAGACACCAACCUCCAACUUUUCGAGGAUUGGCUAGAUGAAUAUGGGUAUUUUCACAACAUCUUCCCAUCUGCUUAAGUGUACCUUAUUUUUCAUGGGAGUGGUUAUUUAGCACCCUAGCGACUGCGUGGAUUUCAUGUGCAAGAACAAGAUGCUGAGGGAAAUCUUCUUCUUUGCUACUACCGGUAAUUAUCUAGGUAACAGACACCCAGCUCCAUGACUAUCUGCUGCUGUUUUUACUUUCCUACAGUUGCAUUUCUCUAGUAUCUGGUAUGAUCACUAGCAUUAUAAUCGAGAUACGAGAUGCUAGAUACUAGAUUUGGAGUGCUGAAUAGUCAGUCUCUUUCCUCAGCAUAAUGUGUUGCUGCAUAUUCAUAAUUAGUCCAACUUAUGACUAGGCAUCUAAGAGGCGUCCAAGCGGCGCGUCCAAAAUAUGUACAUAACAUCACAAUCUUCGUACACACCAGACGUGCCGCAAAUAUAAUCCCAGC
Messenger RNA from Trichoderma harzianum CBS 226.95, 2697 nucleotides. RefSeq lists its product as hypothetical. The transcript is spliced from 5 exons. The coding region runs from base 206 to 2284 and encodes 692 amino acids. Gene Ontology annotation, molecular function: DNA binding; zinc ion binding; DNA-binding transcription factor activity, RNA polymerase II-specific. Lineage: Eukaryota; Fungi; Ascomycota; Sordariomycetes; Hypocreales; Hypocreaceae. The record is from RefSeq and is a predicted model, not a curated record. Gene Ontology annotation, biological process: DNA-templated transcription; regulation of DNA-templated transcription.